ACGGCGGCCCGAUGGAGCCGCCUCCUGGCCACAGUAAAAAGGUGGAAGCCUCGGCCAAGGAGCUCGCCGGUAGGAAGCCGAAGGUGAAAAAGAAAGGCGAAGACAGCGCCAAAUCGAAAAAGAAAGCGGUUCCAGAGAUUGGACCCACCCACCUGCUGGACCUUCCUUUGGGGGUUAAAUUGCCCGUUUUUCCCGGGACCCGCAAUGUAUUCUAUACAACCAAUUUAUGUGAAAAGCUUUAUCAACCAUCUUAUGGUUUUAAUUUGAGUGAUCCAUAUUGCCGGCAUAUGGACACUAGCUAUAAAAGCCUACAUGAUCCACAUUUAAAAUCAUACUAUAAUCGAAAACAUAUGCUGAAGAAACUAAAGAAAGAUGGCUAUAUCACCAGCAACAAUAAAGUUACCUGUAGUUUGAAAGAAUUAAAUAAAUACAAGGAUUAUCUGACCAGUUUGAAAUUAGACUUUGAAAGAAACUAUAUACGAGAACAGAAAAUGCUUCAGAAGCAAAUAAGCAAUUGUUACAAACUUAAGAAACCUUACCAGCUUGAAGAAAAGAACCAAUUUCAAGACUGGUUGUUGGAAGAAAAAUCACAAGUAAGCUCAGGAAAGGAAGCUUUCUUAAGACAGAGGUAUAUAGACAUGAUUAAUACGGAACUACACAAGAAGAAUGAGAAGAAAGAAAAACCACCCACAAGUUACAUCAAGGAAGAGGAAAACCAGUAUCAGCAAAACAUCAAAAAACAACUUUAUCUACACAAACAAAUUGAAGAGGAUUGGAAGGUGAAAGAAAUGUUGCUUCUCUCAAAGAUCGGAAAAGAAGUACAAAGAGAAGAGAGACUUGAGAAACAACGUCAGAAAACUAGAGAACAAGCUGAUUUAAAGAAACAACUGCUUCUAGAGAAGAAACUUGCUUAUCAUUUACAAAAAAUGCAAAAGAACCCUUUUAAAAAGGAAGAAUCUAUGCCUAAAAGUACACUUCAGAAACAAUCAUUGACUGGAGUGGAAGUUUCUCUACCAGUGAUGGAGAAUGUAAGCGUUACUGAAAGCGAGACCGAACAUCCACCAAAGAAAGAAUCUAAAAUUUAUCUACCAAUGAUGGAGAAUGUAAGCGUAACUGAAAGCGAGAGCGAACAUCCACCAAGGAAAGAAUCAAAAAUUUCUCUACCAAUGAUGGAGAAUGUAAGUAUAACUGAAAGCGAGAGCGAACAUCCACCAAAGAAAGAAUCUAAAAUUUCUCUACCAGUCAUGGAGAACGUAAGCAUAACUGAAAGCGAGAGUGAACAUCCACCAGAGAAAGAAUCAAAAACAUCGGUUCACCUAUCUGAAAGCUGUACAAAGAAGCUUGAAAAAAAAUCAACUUCCUUUUCUCUUCCAGAUGUACCAUCUGAAUGUUUAUCUGGAAAGGGGAGCAAGAAAUUAAGCUUCAACCUUGAUCCAGAUUAUAUACCUCAGACCUCUCAGCAUCCAUUGGUUAAACAUCAUCAUUUCAAUCAAAAUCUCUCUCGAGGAAAAGUUGCAAAUCAGAACUCAUUUCAGGACAUCAUAGAGCAUGACAUCUGUAAGGCAGAUUUUUUAAAAGAUGUCUGGGGCAGCAAACAUCACAUCAUUAAACCUAGCAUGCACGACAUCAAUCGGGACAUUUUCGGAUAUUGGAGAGAGAACAGCUCUUCUGAUGAAGAGAUAGUGUUAAAGGAGGUGGUAAAAGAACUUCCAAAAGUCCGGUCUGAAGAUCAGAUAAGUAGCAACUCAUUGGAAACAACAGUGACCACACCACAGACGGGCAAGAAAACACGAUGGUUCCUUAGAAAAUCUGGCCACCCCAAUUCCAACAUUAUUGGAAAAGAGUCAACACCGUUAUCAGUCCCAUGGAAAGACUCGCAGGAAGAACAAACAAUCAAAGUUUUUUCUGCAGCUGAUUUGGAUACCUCGACUGACCGUGACUUUUCCAUUUGGAAAAGAUCACAACAAAAUGAUAAGUUCAUGAAAUCUAAUACUGGAAGAACUUAUUGGGUAGGACAUAGAAGGGCGAAACUGUCCUCCUCCCAAGAAAAGGAUCUGCCUUCAUUUCCUAGGGACGGUGAUAAUCAACCUUCAGAUACCACUGCCAAAAAAACAGAUGACCUUGAAGAUCCAGAUAUGGAGGAUCCAUGUAAAAAACAGGAGGCAGCCAAUUUUUCUCAACAUGAAGACAAUCGGACCCAUGUGCAUGCUUCACAAGAUAACAUCUCAGGAACACCACCUGAAUCCUGCAACUGCAUGCUACAAGGACUCACUGAUCAUCACAAUAAACCAAAAUAACCCCUUUCCCUUGGAAAAUACUUUUUUUGGGGGGUGAAGAGGGUGUCCCAGGGGUUAAAACCAGGCCUCAUGAAUGCAAGACCUGUAUAUUACCAUGAAGCCAAAUCCACGGCCCUGAAAAGAGGACUUUUGGAGGAAGUGGCCAACCUUAUUUUGAGAUGCUCAAAACAAUUACAGCCCACAGAAAAUGGAUUUGAAGUUAUUAAAGAAUCUUAGCUGUUUUUAAAAGCCCCUAAGGAAAAGAGACAAAUUCUGGGAUUAUGCCAUGACGGUGUAUUUUUCACAAAUAAAUUUAUACUUUCAG
Molecule: messenger RNA, 2601 nt
Organism: Sorex fumeus (smoky shrew)
Lineage: Eukaryota; Metazoa; Chordata; Mammalia; Eulipotyphla; Soricidae
Product: fibrous sheath-interacting protein 2-like
Exons: 22
Coding region: 12-2297 (761 amino acids)
Source: RefSeq, a predicted model, not a curated record